Messenger RNA from Oldenlandia corymbosa var. corymbosa, 1823 nucleotides. NCBI's taxonomy places the organism in Eukaryota, Viridiplantae, Streptophyta, Magnoliopsida, Gentianales, Rubiaceae. The record is from the annotation of a GenBank genome assembly.
UAUAAGUUGAAGAAGAAUUCAUACUCUUUAAGUCUUAUAACAACUCUACUACAGAGUACAGUGCCAAAAUAAGAAAAUGAAGAAGCAAAGUGGGGGAAAACUGGAAGCCUGCUUUUAUAUAACCUUUUUUUGAGAGAAAUGUCAUCCACCAUUUUUUUAUUGGUGACACGUUUGCUAAAAUUUUACAGAUUGGAUUAUGGACAUUUCCUCCUCUCUGAAUCCCUCCUGAUCCAAAACCCUAUCUUCUUCCCAUGAGCUUUUCAGCACUGUCCUCAUAUAUGUGUCCAUUUUCCCACCAUGAAUUCCCAAUUAAUUUCCCUCAUAGAAUACUCCGUCUUCUUCUUUGCCAUUUAAAGUAAAAAUCCAAGUACAAAAACGAUAUAAAUAAAAGUUACAAAUCACAAACACAUCGAACCCGAGAUUCAGGGCACUGAGAUCUACUAUGAGUUUGGCAGAUUCAUGGCUGCACAAUUCUUAUAUUUUCAAUCAACCAAAGAAUCCAUGUAAACCCUUACUUGGUUUUACCCAGAAAUCAAUGAAUUUCCCCAAAUUUACUCCGGAUAACCUCAAUCUAAGAAAGCCCAUUUCUUCGUUUUCAAUCUCGGCCAUCAUCACUAAGGAAGAAGAAAAAAAAACCCAGAUUGAUUCCGAUGUAUUCAACUUCAAAGCUUACAUGGUUGAGAAGGCUAAUUUGAUAAACCAAGCUUUGGACGAUUCCGUCUCCGUGAAGAACCCGCCGACGAUCCACAAGGCUAUGCGCUAUUCCUUGUUGGCCGGCGGCAAGAGGGUCCGUCCGAUGCUCUGUAUCGCGGCGUGUGAGCUCGUCGGCGGCCGCCCCGCAAACGCCAUACCCGCCGCCUGCGCGGUGGAGAUGAUUCACACCAUGUCGUUAAUCCACGACGAUUUGCCUUGUAUGGACAACGACGACCUCCGCCGGGGUAAGCCCACGAACCACAAGGUCUUCGGGGAGGACGUGGCGGUCCUCGCCGGCGAUUCCCUCCUCGCCUUCGCUUUCGAGUACAUCGUCACGGCGACCGCCGGGGUGGCGCCGGCGAGAGUCUUGGCCGCGGUUGGCGAAUUGGCAAAAUCAAUCGGCACCGAAGGAUUAGUCGCCGGACAAGUCGUCGAUAUAUCUUCCACCGGGAAAUCCGACAUUGGACUGGACCAGCUGGAGUUCAUCCACAUACACAAAACGGCGGCGUUGUUGGAAGCCUCAGUGGUGUUGGGAGCUAUACUGGGUGGUGGGACCGAACAAGAAGUGGAGAAAUUGAGACGAUUUGCGAGGUGUAUUGGGCUGUUGUUUCAGGUAGUCGACGACAUUCUUGAUGUAACAAAGUCGUCGGAGGAAUUGGGAAAGACCGCCGGAAAAGACCUUGCGACGGAUAAGACCACUUAUCCCAAACUAAUGGGAUUAGAUAAAGCCAGAGAGUUUGCUAAUCAGCUGAACAAGGAUGCUAAAGAACAGUUGUCUGACUUCGAUCCCCAAAAGGCUUCUCCUUUGAUUGCAUUGGCUGAUUACAUUGCUUAUAGGCAGAAUUAGAAACAUUUAUGGGAAGUUGGGGGCAUUCCCAAUUUUGGUUUCUCGUCAUUUGUAUUAGUAACUUAUAAGGUGUAUAGCAGUGAAUGAUGAAACUUUAGAUGUUAUCUGAUCAAGAGGUUCAAAAGAUUCUUCAGUUUUGACUGCAAUGGGGAUGCUUUUGAUUGACUAACUUGGAUUUUUUUUUAAUUUUUUUUACAUACAGUGGAAGCCUAACGGCUUAGAUACAAAAGGUUCCCUAAGACUGGGAUAUAGCAGUACCAUCUGCUUGCAAAAGACCUAAGCA